Perca fluviatilis (European perch) is the source of this 1531-nucleotide messenger RNA. RefSeq names its product alpha-N-acetylgalactosaminide alpha-2,6-sialyltransferase 1-like. Lineage: Eukaryota; Metazoa; Chordata; Actinopteri; Perciformes; Percidae. The transcript is spliced from 9 exons. Bases 77 to 1360 code for a protein of 427 amino acids. The record is from RefSeq and is a predicted model, not a curated record. Gene Ontology annotation, molecular function: sialyltransferase activity.
CAAAAAGCAAAAGCAAACACUCAGUAUUACUCAGUGUUAAACUGAGCAGCAAAGCCUCCAGUUCUCAGUCUCAGGGAUGGCAGUCCAAACCUCCAGCUGUUUUUCUUUGCUGCUUGUGAUCUCAGUUUGUAUUGUACUUUUUCUUUUAUCAUGGGGCCAAUCAUCAAGCAGCAUCAGCUGGAUUACUUUCUCGACUCCGCCCCCUGUUGUGUUUACACAUACAGCAAAAAAAGCUGAUUCCACAAAAACAAAUCUAAAAACUGAUCAGAUGAGACGCUCUACACUUGGUGCUAUGGUUGAGACUCCCAUGCCCGUCCUCUCUAAAACCUCCUUCACGAAGCUUCCUCACUGGGAUUUUGACGAUGUAUAUAACCAGGAUGUUCCACCCAGGCAGACAACAUGUGCCCAGUCUCUGCGAAACUCUGAGGUUGAGAGCUUCAAGAAGGCUUUCCUCCCCAACAUACGUUUGUUUCUGCACAAAGACAGUAUCAACAUGAGCGAGUGGAAUCGGCUUUCACAUUUUAACAAUCCUUUUGGUUUUAUGGAGUACAAGUAUGAUGAAGUGAUGGCUUCAGUAAAGUUGAUCCCAAAGCCAAAAGAGCCACUGCUCCUUCCAAAACCAGGCGAUGAUGGGUGUGUGCGCUGUGCUGUGGUGGGCAAUGCAGGGAUCCUCAAUGGCUCUAAAAUGGGACAAGAGAUUGAUACUCACGAUUACGUUUUUCGGAUGAAUGCUGCAAUCACCAAAGGUUACGAGGAAGACGUAGGAAACAGAACAUCGGUGUACAUUCACACGGCCCACUCCAUCACAUCUGCGCUGUAUUUCUUCAAGAAGUUUGGAUAUACUACUGUCCCUCAUGAUGAAGGUAUAAAAUACGUGAUGGUUCCUGAGGGGAUGAGGGAUUUCAAUUGGCUCAAGGGUCUUCUCAAAGGAGAAAGAAUCACUGCUGGCCCAUAUAAAAACAAGAGGCCAUGGACGUACUAUGCUGGGCAGUACAAUGAGACCCGCUUCUAUGUUCUGCACCAGGACUUCCUCAGAUACAUUCGAAACAGGUUCUUAAAGUCUCCUAAUCUGAAUGCUUCAUACUGGGCAAUAGUCAGACCAAGCAAUGGGGCAUUCACUCUCUUCCUGGCUCUGCAUACCUGCGACACUGUGAAUGCAUAUGGAUUCAUGACUGAGGACUACAAGAAAUACUCAACUUACUACUUUGAGAAAAAUAUUAAAGCCCCUGUCAUUCUCUACGCCAACCAUGACUAUAUCCUGGAGAAAAACAUGUGGAAAAAACUGCAUGACAGCAAAAUAAUUAAGCUUUAUCAAAGAACAGAGUCAGAAACAGGGACGAAAAAGCCAAAACAACACUGAUACUCUGAGAAUGGAAGUAAUGGCAUCAAGAAUGUAGGUCAUUUUGUUUUAAAUUCGUAUUGUUUACUUCAGUAAUUCCAGGUACUUUAUAUUACACUGCAGUUCAGAAGAAAAUAUUGCACCUUUUACCUCACUAUCUUUUUACUUACUUAUUGUGAUUUAUCAUGCAUG